AUGUUUCUCACAGUAGUUUCUUUUGCAGUUGUUGCACAUGCCUGGGGAGUUCUAGAAUCAGAAUCGGAAGUACAGGAUGUGCAUGACCCUGGAGGCCUUCCAGCAAGGCUGCAGGCAAGGCCAAGAGAAAGAUACCCCUAUAUCGUGCGUCUGAAGGGAGAAGUCACGGACGUGACAAAAUGUGCUGGAGUGCUCUUUACAGCGGAGCACGUUCUGACCGCAGCACAUUGCCUUGAUGAAGUUGGGCCAGAUCUCUAUGUGGUUGUUGGAGGUGCCCAUAACGAUAGUGACCAGGUUGUGCGAGCAGAAGUACUAGCCUAUCAUCCAAGAUGGAAAAGUCAUCGUCAGCACGACUUUGACUUUGGCUUGUUGCGACUCCCAAUAGCUGUGCGUGGUUCCACGCCUUCCUUAGGUGCUAUCCCACCAGGGGUGGCAUCGUUGGUACAUGCUCAGAAUGCUGCAAGCUGGGUAGAAGUCCAUGUGCAGGAGACGAAUGCAGAUCUGCUCCCAAUGGCUGUGAAUGAUGAGGAUCGCAGGGACGGCUGUUCUCACAUGCUGUGUCUCAACCCUGAUGAAAAUCAGAAGUUGAGCAAAGGUGACAGUGGCAGUCCACUUCUGAUUCCUGAUGCCCAAAACUGGGACGUGGAAUUGGGAGAUCCUAAAUUGGACCUUGUUGUGGGAAUUGUAUCCUUUGGAAGCAGCUGUUGUGGAGGGGCGAGGGAGGAAGAGGAAAGACAACAAACUGGAGAAUAUGCAGGGGCGCACUUGCGUCUCGACCAUGUUCAGGACUGGAUUCGCGAUGUGUCUUUCAAACCAUUCCAGUCCCUUGGCAAACAGAUUCAUCGGGAGAAUACGAGGAAUGUCCCAGAUGGGCGUGUGCAGUACAUGGUGUCUGUAAGGAGACCCGGUGCACGCACCCAUAUCUGCAGUGGUGUUCUAGUCCACUCACAGUGGGUGCUGACUGCGGCUCACUGUGUGGACAACCAGUCACCAUACAGUGCUGGCCGAAACCCUGUUGUCCACAUCAGCGAGACAAAUGCAGGGGAACUGGGCAUAGAUGACGCACUGGCUGUGGUGGCUGUGAAGUCUGUGAUUCACGGUGAAUGGGAUGGAAAGCAGGGCUCACCAUACAAUGCAGCCCUCAUAAAGUUGCCAGAGCGCUGCAGCCUCACUCUUCCGCGCGUGGCCGGCGACCAUUUUACCCUGGUGCCGGGGCAGAGGUUGUCUGCCUUUGGGUAUGGAAGCACAGAUCUCAAGCUUGGUUCUGACAUCUUUGGCACCCUGAAAACAGAAGAGCAACUGUUCAUUGCCGACACAGUGUGCAAUGGGGGGGGGAUGUGGGGUGGAGCAAAGCCUGAGGGUCUGCUGUGUGGUCUGAAUGGUCGACAGGAAGCAUCAUGUGUGGUGGAUUCUGGUUCACCACUCAUGCUGUUGGACGCACCUGGCGAUGAAUUUGCUCGAGGCAUCCCAAGCCUGGACUUCCUCAUUGGCAUAAAUGUAGAUGGGGCGCCCUGUGGAAAGCGAGCCAAGCCAGACAUCUACGUGGAUGUGCAAAGAAUAAAAAGCUGGAUUGUCGAGCAGACAGAGGGCCUGGAAACCUGCUCACAUCUGUUCCCAGGGCCGGCGCCCAAGGGGCGCCUCCCAUAUUUGGCCUCCAUUCGGCCAUUGGGCUCUGACAGCGCUGUGUGCAGUGGGGUGCUAGUGAAGGAUGAGUGGGUGCUGACUGCAGCCCACUGCAUCAAUGCGGCGCAGCUCACUGUCACCCUUGGGAGAUAUGCCGGUGAUCAAAUUGCUGUGCAGAUCUGUGAAAUGCACCCUAACUGGACAGGCACCCCUGAUGAUGGGAGUGACAUAGCUCUGCUGAAGCUGUCAGCUAGAGCUGCUGCGAAGGUCCCCAUGUUGCCAUCGCAGGCAAGCUACAGUCCUUGCACCACUUCCAUGGCGGCAGGAUUCAGACGGGACGGCAGCAUGGUGCCAGUUGAUGUGCUUCCCAAUGGGACGAUAUCUCUGCAUGGUCUGCAUCCAGACUCCGGCUCCCCUAUCCUGCUGCUAGAUUCCAGUGGCAGGGGCAUCCAAGGCCAGGGCCAGGGGUACCCUUUGAAUGACAUCCUCAUUGGCAUCGUGUCAGCACAAGACUGCACGCUUUUUGCAGGGGGUGUCUCAGAUUGGGUGCACAAGAAAACAGCUGCCCAG
Ostreobium quekettii is the source of this 2193-nucleotide messenger RNA. The record is from the annotation of a GenBank genome assembly. Lineage: Eukaryota; Viridiplantae; Chlorophyta; Ulvophyceae; Bryopsidales; Ostreobiaceae.